UACAACAAAGGAGAAAGUCGAGCUUCAAAUAAGUAAUAUACGUAUAGUCUCCUUGGUUUCAUCAGUCCGUCAUCGGCGUCUAAGCGACCUAAACAACAUGGAGGUGGCAGAUCUGCUCAGCGAAACUUGCGCUCCCGAGGACUUACAGAUCUUUGAACGUAAAUACAAUGAAGAAAUGUGUCAAGGAAAAGUCUCCAGUAAAACACAGUUUGAGUACGCCUGUUUCCUAGUCCGCAGCAAAUACCCAGCAGAUAUUCAGCGAGGAAUUGUGCUUCUCGAGGAGCUCUACAAACGCCCUGACGAGAGUGGGAACCGGGACUUCAUCUACUAUUUAGCAAUAGGAAAUGCCAGACUUAAGGAAUAUGAAGCUGCUCUGAAGUAUGCUCAGGGUUUGCUGCGAGUCGAACCAAGCAACAGACAAGUGCUUCAGCUUGAACAAAAUAUUAAGAAGAGAAUGGAAAAAGAUGCCAUUAAGGGAGCAGCCAUAGCAGGCGGGGCCAUCCUUGGUCUGGGGGCACUGGUGGGCCUGGGUGUGGCACUCGCCAGGAAGUAAAUAUUUUUACUAUUUUCUAGAAACAGUCCAAAGAAAUCAUAGUCUUACUUAAAUUACUUAUAUGAAGUGUUUUUAAAACAGCUCCGGCAAUAAUCACUCCAUUUCUUUUUAUUAUGUAUGUAAGCAUAUCAUGUACAAAGGAAAUGUCCUCCUCACUGUGAUAUGUAUUAUUUUACCCACUAGUGUAGGUUUAACCAGUGAUACUAUUAUGGACAUGAUAAAAAGUACUGCUAUGUUUUACUGUUUCCCAAUCUUCCUUAAAAUGUAUGUACCGUAUUUUGCGGCGUAUAACGCGCACCCUAAACUUUAAGACAACAAUUUCUGAAAAAAAAUAUUCAGUGGUUAAAAUGCUCAGAAAUAUGUACGGUUAAGCAAGACUGAUGAUGUACAAUUUCCUGAAAUUCUUGAUAACCCGUAAAGGACGGGGGUGUACCGUGAAAUCGUUUUUUCCCGUAUGGCAACGUUCUGACGCUCUCAAAAAUUGGUCACUUUCCAUUAUCAAUUUCACGGCUCUACCUAAGCCAGUUGCUUUAAAUUUAUAAGCAUUCGCUUAAUCCAUCCUUCCUCUUCAGUCUGCCUCAAACCUGAAGUCUCUACUUCAUGUGUUGUUUCUGUGGUGAUGUGAUGAAGUGCAGUAACUUUUAGGUCAGAGCAAGCUUGUGUUCUCAGUGCUACAUAGAUUCUGAUUGGCAGCCGCCCUCCCCCUCCACACACUCGACCCCGCUACAAACCCCCUUCAUUACCCUCAUGUUCUCAACUUGAUAACCCUGAAGGGUGGUGGGAUGCAUCCUCAGGGGCCUGAGUAUCACUUCCACCAUCACCGUAAUGAGGUUGAUCUACAGGAUGGCCACCAAACUGAGGUUGCACAAUAACGGUGCUCAGCCUUCCUGAUAAGACGAGGGAUUGGAAUUCAAUGCUGUUGAUGUCACUGUCUUCACCACUAACACUGCUUUCAAAGCUUGAAAAAGUUACUUUCAGCUCUUUCCCAAUUGCGCUCACACUGAGAGCUCUUUUGGGAGCAAGAGGAGUCGAGGUCACUGGCUGUGAACACUCGGGCGUGGAUUCAGACACGGAAAAUACGAAAAACUCUCCUGCCAUUGUUACAGUAAUGGAAACAAUGAGAAUGGCACGGAGAAGUUGUGUAGCAGCCUAGGAGUCACGCUGACCCAAACUUCAAAAUUACGGCAGAAAAAGGCAGACCGAAAAAAAAAAUUGUACCUUCGGCGUAUAAUGUGCAGAGGUAACUUUCUGGAAUUUUUCAAUUGAAAAUGGUGCGCGUUAUAUGCUGCAAAAUACGGUAAUUGCUGCCCGAUGAAGGUACCACCAGCAGUGUGCCAGAUAUGUGAAUCUGUUUAUUGUAGCCAACAACCAAAUACACUUCAUUAUGCACUA
Messenger RNA from Eriocheir sinensis (Chinese mitten crab), 1945 nucleotides. RefSeq names its product mitochondrial fission 1 protein-like. Bases 98 to 553 code for a protein of 151 amino acids. The transcript is spliced from 5 exons. Gene Ontology annotation, biological process: autophagy of mitochondrion; mitochondrial fragmentation involved in apoptotic process; peroxisome fission. Lineage: Eukaryota; Metazoa; Arthropoda; Malacostraca; Decapoda; Varunidae. Gene Ontology annotation, cellular component: peroxisomal membrane; mitochondrial outer membrane. The record is from RefSeq and is a predicted model, not a curated record. Gene Ontology annotation, molecular function: protein binding.